This is a messenger RNA of Dipodomys ordii (Ord's kangaroo rat), 933 nucleotides long. RefSeq names its product olfactory receptor 10J1-like. Gene Ontology annotation, cellular component: membrane. NCBI's taxonomy places the organism in Eukaryota, Metazoa, Chordata, Mammalia, Rodentia, Heteromyidae. The transcript has a single exon. Gene Ontology annotation, biological process: G protein-coupled receptor signaling pathway. Gene Ontology annotation, molecular function: G protein-coupled receptor activity; olfactory receptor activity. The record is from RefSeq and is a predicted model, not a curated record. The coding region runs from base 1 to 933 and encodes 310 amino acids.
AUGAAGAGUGAAAAUGACACACUGGUGAGUGAAUUUCUUUUCCAAAGUUUCUCCAGCUUUCAUGAACACAAACUUACCCUCUUUGUGCUAUUUCUUACUUUGUACCUUUUAACCCUGAUUGGCAAUGUCAUCAUUGUGACAAUCAUCAGCAUUGAUCAUCACCUCCAUAUUCCCAUGUACUUCUUUCUUAGCAUGCUUUCCACUUCAGAGACUGUGUACACAUUAGUUAUUGUCCCACAGAUGCUUGCCAGCCUUGUAGGGUCAAGCCAAACCAUCUCCUUGGCUGGCUGUGCCACCCAGAUGUUCUUCUUUAUCACUCUGGCUAUCAACAACUGCUUUCUGCUCACAGCAAUGGGGUAUGACCGCUAUGUGGCCAUCUGUAAUCCUUUGAGGUACAUAGUCAUUAUGAACAAAAGGGUGUGUAUUCAGCUGGUGUGGGGGUCCUGUAGCAUCGGGCUGCUUGUUGCCAUCAUUCAGAUUUCAUCUGUGUUUAGGCUGCCAUUUUGUGAUAGGGAGGUGGCCCAUUAUUUCUGUGAUAUCCGUCCAGUUAUGAAGCUCUCCUGUGCUGAUACCAGUCUACAUGACCUAAUUAACUUCUUUAUCAGUUCACUGGUUAUUGUGGUGCCUAUGGGUUUGGUCUUCAUCUCCUAUAUCCUCAUCAUCUCCACCAUCCUCAAGAUUGCCUCUGCUGAGGGACGGAAAAAGGCAUUUGCAACUUGUGCCUCCCACCUCACUGUGGUUAUCAUCCACUAUGGCUGUGCCUCCAUUGCCUACCUCAAGCCAAAGUCAGAGAACACAAGGGAUCAGGACCAGCUGAUCUCAGUGACUUAUACCAUCUUUACCCCACUUCUUAACCCUGUGGUGUAUACCUUGAGGAAUAAGGAGGUCAAGGAUGCCCUUCACCGUGCUCUUAGCAAGAAAUCUCUUGCCUAG